AUGGCACUCAUAAGCACAAAUGGAGACCGAGAAUUACCAACUGAGACUGCAGAGGCUCACAUCUCGCUUGCUGUGGUCCUGUUUGUCUGUUCUGUCCUUAUUCUUGUGGGAAACUCGUUCACGAUCGUAAGCAUCUUACAAUUCACCCGAAGAAAAAACACGUACACUUUACUAAUCGUAUCUCUUUCGUUCACGGAAGUUUUCAACGUGCUCGGGCCUAACGGAAUUGCUUUGUACGCGAUUUUGGACAAAAGUAGCGAAUUGAAAGAUCUUUUCACCUUGUGCAGAGUUCAAGCCUGGCUAAUGGUGUUCUUUCGCAUCGUAGCGACAAUACUAGUCUUCGUCUUAACCUUAGAUAGAGUUUUUGUGACAACUUUGCCACAGUUUUACCACAAACACUGGAAAGGAAAAUUAUUUAUCAUAAUUUUCUUCGGCAUUUGGAUCAGUGCAACGUUUCUUGCUACAUGGCCUCUGUUAUGGCUCGAAGGUUUUCAAGUUUCCAGCGAUUCCGGAGGGCUGUUUUGUUUAUUCCCUCAUGACAGUCCCUUCGCGCAGUUUUUUGUUCUGCUUCACUGUUUUUUGUUGAUGAUCAGCUGUUUUUGCUUUUAUGCAAUAUUUGGUAUGGCUGGCAAGAAAUCUUUCGAUACAAAGAAUGCAAAACAUGAGAACAUGGAUAUUUCAUCAAGACAGCUUAUUGCAGAGAAAGACAUUUUCGCGAGCUCGAAAGAGUUUUCUCGCCUGGUUGUAUUGGUAGCCGUGGUUUACUUCUGUUCUCUUCUUCCAUGGAUGGUAGCUUUAUGUCUUGGUAUUUUUUCAAUUGGAUAUCCUUCUCUUUUUGGAUUGUGUGCGACCCAGAUACCAAUGGUCAGUGGUUUACUGAAUCCUGCGUUGUACGGGAUCAUGUGGCUCCCGUUCAGACGAGCUUACAUCCGCGCUCUCAAGUGGCCUGGGGCAAAAUGUUGUCGCCGGCAAAGGUCUUUACGCGCACGGUCCCACACUCUAAACUCCACCGCGAGUGCAAAUCACGGCAGCUUCUGGUUAUCGGAUAGCUUAGUUGACGAGGAUGGCGAACAAGAAAAUGCAUUUCAGAUUCUGUUUGGUCCCACGUCAUAUAUCAAGCCUCUCGACUUUAAUCCAGAAGAGCUGGAAAUGUUCGAACAAGAAUCGGAAAUGUGCGCCUCUUUAAACAAUAACGGAGCGGUCUUUCAACACUCAAAACCCACAAUCUGGAGAGAGACUGGAAACCAUUUCCAAAACAUUUUGGAUCUUAUUGACGCGAUGACAGACGGAAGUCGACAGAAAGUAAUUGAAAAGGGAUUGGGAAGAGAAAGCAAAGACUCAAGAUGGUCAAAUGGCAACAGUGCACAUAAAAGGUCGGCGGACAACAUUAAUAUUGGUAUUUCCCAUCAUAGUAGUGGUCUUGAAUUAUCGUUUCGCCAUCCAAAUUCCGCCCAAAUCCCUAGCUUGCCUCAUUGCAGAAAGUACAGCAACGGUUCUGCAGAUUGUUCUUGCCUCGGAAAAUCAAAAUGCUACGUAGUGGAGCGAAAAAAUCGUGAACUGGACUUUCUAGUGUCUAGAGAUUUAAUGGGGAGUGCCAGUUCUGGAGAAUCCGUGAGGAUUGAGAUCUGAGCUUGUUCGUGAAAGAACAUUCAUUGGCAUCAAGACUUUACAAAGUACUACAGGAUUUUAUUCGUAGAAUUAAGAUGACCAGGAUAGUCUUGUCUUGCGAACUUAUUUUCGAAUGAAUUUAGGAGUGUUAACAGUACUCUUAA
Messenger RNA from Pocillopora verrucosa, 1772 nucleotides. RefSeq names its product melatonin receptor type 1B-B-like. Lineage: Eukaryota; Metazoa; Cnidaria; Anthozoa; Scleractinia; Pocilloporidae. The record is from RefSeq and is a predicted model, not a curated record. Gene Ontology annotation, biological process: G protein-coupled receptor signaling pathway. Gene Ontology annotation, cellular component: plasma membrane. Gene Ontology annotation, molecular function: G protein-coupled receptor activity.